Aspergillus clavatus NRRL 1 is the source of this 972-nucleotide messenger RNA. RefSeq names its product putative ubiquitin-conjugating enzyme. The record is from RefSeq and is a predicted model, not a curated record. Bases 1 to 972 code for a protein of 323 amino acids. NCBI's taxonomy places the organism in Eukaryota, Fungi, Ascomycota, Eurotiomycetes, Eurotiales, Aspergillaceae. The transcript has 4 exons.
AUGUCGUCCACCAGGUUGCCCAAUAUUCCUGCUCUCCGUAAACAGCAACUUCUGCUAGAAUUUGCAAGCCUGAAGUAUGCAGCUAUUCCAGGAGUCUAUGUUUCUCUGUCUCCGACCGAUCCAACUCUUUGGUCCGGCGUGAUAUUUGUACGAACUGGCCCCUAUGCUUCUGCUGUCCUUCGAUUCCAGAUUCACUUCCCCGUCUCUUAUCCCGACCUUCCACCCCUCGUGAUCUUCUCAACGGAUGUGUUCCAUCCCCUCCUUGUGCCCCUUACCACAUAUACAUUCAGCACGGGUGCAUCAAGCGAAGAUCCCGUCAGUGCGACAGAUGAAGAGCGAUUACCCCCUGGUGGUUUCAGCCUCCGGCAUGGAUUUCCACAUUGGUUUGGACGAGCGAAGAAAGCCACGGGACGGCAGUCAAUAGGUUCGUCAAAAGCCGUCAGUUUGAACGGACAAGCUCCGAAUGGAGAAGAGGGCACGCCUGCGAAUGAUCCCUCUACUCCCGCGUCACCCCAGCGCAACGAUGCAGGAGGGAGCGACAAUGCCGCUACCGACAAAGAAGAACCCAUUCAAGAGACAAGAAAGACAGUACCAGUAGCAGUACUACUGAACUAUAUCCGGUCAACGUUCGAUAACGAAACCGUGCUCGACUCCCUCCCCCUUGAAGCAGCUGGAAACCCCAGCGCGUGGCACGCAUGGAAGGCACACAGAAGAGAGAGUGGCGAAGCUGCGACGAAUAACUCGAAACGGGAUAGUCCGCAGGCGCGUUCUCCUGGGGAUUGGCACUGGGAUGGAAUUUGGGCCAAGCGUGUCCAGCAUGAGAUCGAGACAAGUCGUUCAGACCAGAUGUUGUUUGGAAGUGCUGCUCGAGGGGCUACCGAUGAAAUGAUCCGGUUUUCUCGCUUGGACGACACCACAUUAGCCUCGAUUAAGGGGAUGAUGAUUCCUCGGAUGGAGGAAGCUCAUGAAUAG